AUGGCCUUCACUCCCUUCCGCCGCCACCUACGGCCUCUCCCCCGCCGUCCAAUUCAUGCAUCUGGCCGCCCGAAUCAGACCUCACCACUACCGAUUUCCUCCACCGACGGGUCGCGGCCGCUGCAUCUUCUCCACCAUCCCCCCCGCUGUGCUCUGCUGUCCGGUCAUGAAAAAUCCACUAAGGAAGAAAAGGACGGUGGCGAACAUCACCCCCGCCGCCCGGGGUUCGACGUUUUCUUGAGCUUCCACGGUCACGACGUCCGCCAUAGGAUCGUCGACCACCUCUACGCGGCUCUGCUCAGAAAAGGGAUCAAGCCGUUCAAAGACGACACGGAAAUGGAAAGGGGACUGGACGUGGAGGAGGCCAUCUCGACGGCGAUCCAAGACUCGAGCAUCUACUUGCUCCUCCUCUCCCCCGGCUACGCUUCGUCGGCUUUUUGUAUGGACGAGGCGGUUGAGAUUAUGCAACGCUGCUGCUGCGGUGGCGGUGGGGGGAGAGUAGCCCUGCCGGUGUUUUACUUGGUAUCGCCGGACGACGUCUGCCUCCCGACCGCCGGCUGCUUCAAGGAACACUUCCUUUCCCACUUUGAUGAAUUCACUUACGGCCGGGUUCAGGGAUGGAUGGAUGCCUUCUCCUCGAUUGGAAAAAUUAGUGGAUGGGUGCAUGAGAAUGGCAGGUAA
Messenger RNA from Linum tenue, 681 nucleotides. Lineage: Eukaryota; Viridiplantae; Streptophyta; Magnoliopsida; Malpighiales; Linaceae. The record is from the annotation of a GenBank genome assembly.